AUGGCCAAUCAGUUCCAGAAGAACUACCCAGCGGAUGAGGAUUUUCCAAACUUGGAAAAGCAUGACAAUCACAUGGCCAAAAUACUUACUAAAGAGAUGUAUGCUAAGUUGAGAGACAAGACAACUCCCAGUGGAUUCAGCCUCGACGCCGUCAUUCAAACGGGUGUGGACAACCCUGGCCAUGAGCACAUCAUGACUGUGGGCUGUGUGGCGGGAGACGAGGAGAGCUAUGAGGUGUUUGCGGAGCUUUUCGACCCCAUCAUUGACGAAAGACAUGGGGGCUUCAAACCAGGAGACAAACACAAGACAGACUUGGACUUCUCCAAGUUGCAAGAGGCGAAGUUUGACGAGAAGUACGUGCAGUCCAGCCGAGUGCGGACUGGUCGCUCCAUCCGUGGAAUCUGUCUGCCACCACACUGCACCAGAGCCGAGAGACGCAAGGUGGAGAAGAUAUCGACGGAUGCGCUGGCUACCCUGGAUGGUGAGUACAAGGGUCAGUACUACCCCCUGAGUGAGAUGAGUGAAAAAGAGCAAGAAAAGCUGAUCGAAGAACAUCUCCUGUUCGACAAGCCAGUGUCCCCCCUCCUCAACUCCUCCAGAAUGGCACGCGACUGGCCAGAUGCAAGAGGAAUCUGGUACAACGAAAAGCGAGACUUCUUGGUGUGGGUGAACGAAGAAGACCAUCUCAGGGUCAUCUCUAUGCAAGAGGGGGGAGACAUGGGCUCUGUGUUCAAACGGUUCUGCGAGGGUCUGCAGAAGUUCGAGGGGGCCAUCAAACGAUCGGGGGAGGAGUUUAUGCACAAUGACCACUUGGGAUAUAUCCUGACUUGUCCGAGUAAUUUGGGCACUGGGUUGAGGGGAGGAGUGCACGUCAAGCUACCCAAUAUAGGCAAAGACGAGAAGAAAUUGGACAAAAUCAUGGAGCUUCUGCGUCUGCAGAAACGAGGAACUGGAGGAGUGGACACUGCUGCCGACGAUGGAGUCUACGACGUCUCCAACGCCGACCGACUCGGAUUCUCCGAGGUGGAACUUGUGCAGUUCGUGGUUGAUGGAGUAAACCUCCUGAUUGAGAUGGAAAAACUAGCCGAACAAGGAAAGUCAUACGACAAUUUGAUCCCGAAGGAAAGAGUGGGCGGAAAGGAUUAAAAACCGAAAAGGCAGGCACAAUUGGGGCGCAAUUUGAAAUACAGGCGCAAUUGGGGAAUAUAUUAAUUGCAUUGAACAAUCAUGAAGAUUUUUGAUUAGUGUAC
Messenger RNA from Symsagittifera roscoffensis, 1250 nucleotides. RefSeq names its product creatine kinase B-type-like. Gene Ontology annotation, molecular function: creatine kinase activity. The transcript is spliced from 6 exons. The coding region runs from base 1 to 1146 and encodes 381 amino acids. The record is from RefSeq and is a predicted model, not a curated record. Lineage: Eukaryota; Metazoa; Xenacoelomorpha; Acoela; Convolutidae. Gene Ontology annotation, biological process: phosphocreatine biosynthetic process.